AUGUUGAACAAGAUGACAUUAUAUCCACAGCAGAUGAUGAUAGGUCCUAGGUUCAACAGGGCCCUACUUGACCCCCUUCUAAUUGUUCUAUUGGCUCUUCAGCUUCUUGUGGUUGCUGGUUUGGUUAGGGCACAAACCUGCCCUUCUGUAUGUUCCUGUAGCAACCAGUUCAGCAAAGUGAUUUGCACAAGAAGAAACUUGCGAGAGGUCCCUGAUGGUAUCUCCACUAACACUAAACAUCUGAACCUCCAUGAGAAUCAGAUCCAAAUAAUAAAAGUGGACAGUUUUAAACAUUUACGACACUUAGAGGUUUUACAGUUGAGUCGAAAUCAUAUUAGGACGAUUGAAAUUGGAGCCUUCAAUGGCUUGGCAAACCUAAACACUCUAGAACUCUUUGACAAUCGUCUAACCACCAUCCCUAAUGGAGCUUUUGAAUAUUUGUCCAAAUUGAAAGAGCUUUGGCUGCGAAACAAUCCAAUUGAAAGCAUUCCAUCGUAUGCUUUUAAUCGCAUUCCUUCCUUGCGUAGAUUGGAUUUAGGUGAGAUGAAAAGAUUAUCAUAUGUUUCAGAAGGAGCAUUUGAAGGUCUCUCAAACUUAAAAUAUUUGAACCUUGGGAUGUGCAAUCUAAGAGAAAUACCCAACCUUACCCCUCUUGUAAAACUGGAUGAGUUAGACCUUUCUGGUAAUCAUUUGUCUGUGCUUAGACCAGGAUCAUUUCAAGGAUUAACUCAUCUACAAAAACUUUGGAUUAUGCAUUCCCAAAUUCAAGUGAUUGAAAGAAAUGCAUUUGAUGACCUUCAAUCACUGGUGGAACUCAACUUGGCACACAAUAAUCUAACUAUGCUGCCUCAUGACCUUUUUACACCUCUCCACAAUUUGCAAAGGAUUCAGUUGCACCACAAUCCCUGGAACUGUAACUGUGACAUCCUUUGGCUUAGCUGGUGGCUCAAAGAAAUAGUUACCACUGGCAGCACAUGCUGUGCUCGGUGUAGCACUCCUUCCAGUUUAAAAGGAACUCAUAUUGCAGAGUUAGAUCAGAACUAUUUUACCUGUUAUGCCCCUGUGAUAUUGGAGCCCCCCACCGAUCUUAACGUCACAGAAGGGAUGGCAGCAGAGCUAAAAUGUCGAGCAUCCACUUCAUUGACUUAUGUUAGCUGGAUUACUCCAAAUGGAUCAAUUAUGACUCAUGGGGCUUACAAAGUACGUAUUUCUGUGCUCAAUGAUGGAACGUUAAAUUUUACAAAUGUAACAGUGCGUGACACAGGCUUGUACACGUGCAUAGUGAGUAAUUCUGCGGGGAAUACCACUGCCUCGGCCACACUGAAUGUAACUGCUACUGAUAAUGGUUACACUUAUUUUUCCACUGUCACUGUAGAGACUCUGGAACCAUCUCAGGAUGAGGCAAGGACCACAGAACACAAUGUAGGCCCCACACCAGUCAUCGAUUGGGAAACCACUAAUGUAACCACCUCGCUAAUGCCACAGAGCACAAGGUCCACAGAGAAAACCUUUACCAUCCCUGUAACAGAUGCAAAUAAUGGAAUGCCAGGGAUAGACGAGGUUAUGAAGACCACCAAAAUUAUUAUUGGCUGUUUUGUUGCCAUAACACUUAUGGCAGCAGUGAUGUUGGUUAUUUUCUACAAAAUGCGGAAACAGCAUCAUCGGAAGAACCACCACGCUCCAACACGGACUGUUGAGAUUAUAAAUGUGGAUGAUGAACUUACGGCUGACUCGCCUAUUGAGAGCCACUUGCCCAUGCCUGCAAUAGAACAUGAGCAUUUAAACCACUAUAAUUCUUACAAGUCCCCUUUCAAUCAUACAACAACAGUUAACACUAUAAAUUCAAUUCACAGCUCUGUGCAUGAACCUUUAUUGAUUCGAGCAAACUCGAAAGACAAUGUGCAAGAAACUCAAAUAUGAAAAAAAAUUGACCAUGUGCGCCAGAUAAAAGCAAAAAGAGACAAUUUAUAAAAUGAUGAAAAUGACUGGGCUAAAUCUACUGUUUCCAAUAAAAAAGUGUCUUUACAUAAAAAAAGAAUAAAAAAAAAAACAAAGAAAUUUAUUUAUUAAAAAUUCUAUUGUGAUCUAAAACUACUGAAAUCAUGUGUAUUCCUCAGAAGCUAAUAUUUCUGCACUUGGUUUUCCCAAUUGCCAUAUUUUGAUAGGAAUUAUAUUGUAACCCACAAGAGGACCUGGUUUGGGAUUUUUUUUUUGUAUGGAAUAUGUAACCAUGUGAUGGGAUCUUUAUGGUGAAUUUUAGUGGUUAAACCCAGCGUUUGCUGCCCACUAUUUUUUCCCAUUUCAUUUGUUGUCAUGCUUUGAUUGUCACAUUGUUAUUGCAAAGUCCAUCAGAAUUUUUUCCCCUGGCCU
Molecule: messenger RNA, 2370 nt
Organism: Bombina bombina (fire-bellied toad)
Lineage: Eukaryota; Metazoa; Chordata; Amphibia; Anura; Bombinatoridae
Gene: LRRC4C
Product: leucine rich repeat containing 4C
Exons: 1
Coding region: 1-1920 (639 amino acids)
Biological process (GO): modulation of chemical synaptic transmission; regulation of axonogenesis; synaptic membrane adhesion
Cellular component (GO): postsynaptic density membrane; glutamatergic synapse; plasma membrane
Molecular function (GO): cell-cell adhesion mediator activity
Source: RefSeq, a predicted model, not a curated record